AUGGUCAAGUACGGUGGGCCUCGCGUCUGGGACAGCUUCCAUCUGCUGUGCAAUUUGUGCUGGCGGACGGGAGAUGUCCCGGAUGAUUGGCGAUCCGCGAUCAUUGUGCCUUUAUAUAAAGGUAAAGGUUCACAUUUUGACUGCGGGUGCUAUCGGGCGAUCAGCUUGACCAGUUUAGCAAGUAAAGUUUACUCGAAGGUUUUGACACGUAGGAUGCAAGAGAAAUCGGAAAGAUUCUUAUGGGAGGCACAAUGCGGAUUUAGACCUGGAAGAGGAUGCACGGAUCAAAUGUUUUCUCUCCGCAUGAUCACGGAGAAGCUUCUGAGUGUUAACCAGAAGAUUUUCUGUGCUUUUGUGGAUCUGGAGAAAGCAUUUGAUAAGGUUAUAAGGAAGAAAAUGUGGGAACUGUUGCCGGGAUAUUGUAUGGAUGGUCGAUUGUUAAGGGCUGUGCAGUCACUUUACUAUGACUGUAAAGCCUGUGUGCGGGUAGGGCAUGACCUGUCACCCAUGUUUAGUGUCCAAGCGGGCGUAAAACAGGGUUGUGUCAUGUCUUCCUGGCUGUUCAUACUGUAUCUCGACAGCUGUUUACAGAAGCUGAAAAAUAGCUGUUUGGGUGUGAAAUUGGGUGACAUAAAAUUUAAUUGUCUGCUGUAUGCUGAUGAUGCAGUGCUUAUUGCACCAUCAGAAGCAGAACUGCAGGCAUUAGUCACGUGUAUGAAAGAGGAAUGUGAAAUUAAAGGUCUCCGUUUGAAUGCUAAUAAAACUAAGGUUCUGGUAUUUGAAAAGGACGAAGAGAGAACGAAAUGUGAAAUAUGGGUAAAUCAGGAAUGUCUAGAACAGGUAAAUGAAAUUGUAUACUUGGGGAGUGCUUUCAGCCGGGAUGGAAGAUAUGAUUUAGAUGUGGAUAGGCGUGUCGCUGCCGGAAACAAAGUCAAUGGUGCCCUGAAUGCAUUAGUAAAAAAGGCAAGGCGUGGUGAAGAGUGCACGCCUUGCAAUACAUAA
This is a messenger RNA of Parnassius apollo (apollo), 1002 nucleotides long. Lineage: Eukaryota; Metazoa; Arthropoda; Insecta; Lepidoptera; Papilionidae. The record is from the annotation of a GenBank genome assembly.